GCUAUCUAUUGCGAUGCGCACUCACAUUACCAGGUGGAAUUAAAACUAAUGUAUCUAUUAGUAUACGAGUCCAAGAAUAAUCAUUCGCUGUUUUAUUAAUAUCUGUGACAAUAUGAAAAAGGCAUAAAAACGCAUCACACACAGAGACAUAGUAGCUGGAUAUAUUCAUAAUCUAUUACAAGGCACAUCAUUGUUUUUAUAUCAGAAACAAGGGUUUAUAUCAUAAGCAAAAUUAUGUUUGCACCGGAUCACAUUAAAAUGGUCAAUACCAAUAGUACGGUUUUUGGAAGAAAGAAACGGAAAAAACAUCAUUGUAUGGAUAAUUUGUACAUGGACCGACAACGAGGCUGUGAUUGGGGCAGAAUGAAGGGGGCGCUAAUGUCAAUAGGGAUAAUCAUCGGAUGUGCUGGCGUUGCUGGGAUACUUGGAUGGUACUUCUCAACGAUGGGCUCCCAAAAACUAUUCCACUUAGAGACACUGUCCAUAGACUUGGAAUCAUCACGUAAAUUAAAACUAAUGAUCAAUGAAGAUGAUGUAAUCCUCACAGUCUCAAUGCAGGAGUAUUUGCCAACGCAGGCUCAUCAUAUAAAGUGUCGCGAACCGAGUGAUAUUUGUCUCCACUGGAGGAAACACGCCACUUUAAAAAUCAACCGAAUGCAAGCACAGAAUGCAAAAUGUUAUAACAUCCAAUGGAGAGGAAACUCAUGCAGUGAGACCACAUUGAUGGAUUGUUUCAAACUUGAUGAUCAUUGGUAUGCAGCGGGAUAUGAUAUUGAAAGAGAUGGGUAUGAUAACCAUAUGGAACCAUACCUCAAUGAUGGUUCGAGAGAAGACAUGUACGCAGGUUCUGGUUUUAAGGAACGUUAUUGGUUGUCAUCCCGGGGUGUUGCACUUCUUGUAGACGACACUGUGCCUCUCUUUGUAGGCAAAGCGAAGUCUCAAAACGAAUUUUGCUUUAAGGCUGCUCAUCAAAAACCAUAUUUUCCUUUGAACACGUCUACUCCCCUUUUAAACUAUACUCUAUGCCAUGCUGAUAAUCCAACGAUCAUGCAUCGAUAUAUUAUGGACAACUACAUAAAGCGACCUACUAAUAUACCUCACAGAGAUCUAUUUUCACGUCCCCAUUGGCGGUACCCUGCCACCAAUGAAUACUCUAUUGACAAUGAUGGCAACCAAACGUCGCUGAUGGAGUACGUAGACAGUCUUAGACAAUACAAUUUUACAGACGGAUGGGUUGAUAUUGACACUGGAUGGCAGAGUACGAAGCUUGCAUAUGAGUUCAAUCAAUCUAGCUUUCCGAACCCUAAAAUGGUUAUCGAAUAUUGUUCCGCUCUGGAUUUUAAGGUGUCAUUGGCCACCAGCCCUUUUAUUGAUGUUAGGUCCGAUACGUUCACUGAACUGGAACGUGAACAGAUGCUAGUCACUGGAUGCAGUGGUGAUUUGCCAGCCUUGAUAAAAUGGAAAAAUAAGAUUGGAGGAUUAUUGGAUUUUAGUAAGAUAGAAGCUGGUAAAUACCUCACUAGAAAGAUGAAUAGAUUGGAAAGUCAUUUAGGAAUAUCUUCUUUUGUAUUCACCAACGGAGGUUCGAAUGAGUUACCGUAUUGCUUUAAUACUGCAACACAAUUAAAUCACCUAAAUGAAUAUCCUCAAUUAUACGCCCAACUGGCUUAUACAGCUAGCAAAACCCAAUCCAAUGUAAUAUCCGUUGGCUACGGAACUUCCAAAUAUUCUUUAGUGACAGUAAUGUCUGAUAUUGAGCCAAGCUGGAAGUCUCACAAGGGCAUUAAGUCCAUCAUUCCCCAAGUACUUAAAUUAAAUCUCAUGGGAUAUCCAUUCAUCAUGGCUAGUGGUAUACAUAUAAGUGAUUCUGGUACACUUCCUACGUCAGUAGUAGAUAGAGAAUUUUACAUCCGUUGGCUCCAAUUAAUUACUUUACUUCCAUGUAUCCAACUGAGCAUUCCACCGUGGAUAUACGACCAAGGUGUCAUAACCAUAGCUCAAAAUAUGAUUAAAAUUCACCAAAAAUUUGUGCCAACUUACCAAGACCUUUUUAAGGAAUUUAUCCAUAACGGAACACCAGUGAUACGGCCAUUGUGGUGGUCGGAACCAUACAACACAAUAGCAUUACGAAUUGACGACCAAUUCCUUAUAGGAGAAGAUAUCAUGGUAGCCCCUAUUAUUGAAAAGGGCAAGACCAGUCGUGAUAUUUACUUUCCCCCUGGAUUAUGGAGAGACAAAAUGACCAAGCGGAACAUUAUAGGCGGAAAAUGGAUAAGAAAUGUAACAGUAGCACUAGAUCAUUUACCUUAUUUUCUAAAGUUAUAAUAAUUAUAUUAUAAGAGAGAUUUCGCAACU
Molecule: messenger RNA, 2355 nt
Organism: Owenia fusiformis
Lineage: Eukaryota; Metazoa; Annelida; Polychaeta; Sabellida; Oweniidae
Source: the annotation of a GenBank genome assembly